Molecule: messenger RNA, 4891 nt
Organism: Oreochromis aureus
Lineage: Eukaryota; Metazoa; Chordata; Actinopteri; Cichliformes; Cichlidae
Product: solute carrier family 26 member 6-like
Exons: 19
Coding region: 1531-3834 (767 amino acids)
Biological process (GO): transmembrane transport
Cellular component (GO): membrane
Molecular function (GO): oxalate transmembrane transporter activity; bicarbonate transmembrane transporter activity; secondary active sulfate transmembrane transporter activity
Source: RefSeq, a predicted model, not a curated record
UUGUCUUGUACACCACCCUCACUGUCAUCCUCAGUAUCAACAUCAUAAAAACAUAAAUGUAUGAGGAAAGCGUUUAAGAUGUAAACCAGUUAACACACAAAAUCAUAAACAUAAUCUGACUACAGUUAUGUGUCCUGCCAAGUGCAGUUCAUUGACAUGUUGUUCGAGGUACAUUCUAAGAAAAAGAGAAGAAGAAACAAUUGAUAAAGAUUGAUGAAAUCCUCUUGUAAAUAUUAACUUAUUUGCCAAAGGUAACAGAGACUAUGCUGCUUUUUAAAAUAUACUUACCUUUUUCAGCGUGGGCAAAAUAUAAAUCCUUCAUUUACUGCUAUGCUACGCUGACUGUGUUAUCCUUCUUCAUCUGUUCACACAGUGUGAAGAGCCCAAUCAAUAGCUGAAGACAUUUUGACAAAGAACCUUUUAAAUGUUAACUAGCUCAGCUUUAAACGUUGCAUAGAUGUCAGCAGUGUGACUGUUUAAUUUGUUGUAUAAGGCCAAACGGUUCAAGGCUAAAUGGCUUUAAAUUCUUGAUGUUUAAGUGGCUGUACAGAAAAGCAUACAUAGGUCAUGUGUAUAGAAACAAAUCCCCCCUCCCCAAAAUAUUUUGCAUUAAUCAGUCUUUUCCAGCUCUUGUUCUGCUCUGAUUUUCAGUAUCUCUAGCAAAAACAACAGCUUUCUAUGCUAUACCUUUAGAAACAUUUGAAACAUGGCAUGUGUGUCAAAGUUAUCUUAUAUGUUAACAGGCGCUCGGGAUAUGCAGGAUCACUUGGUCACAUUUAGGACAUGAGGAAGUCGCCUGAUUUUACUGGUCUGUCAGAUUCAAAGAAGCAUAUCAGACAACGCAAGAAGCAUCUGGCACUGCGUUUCUGCUGACAAUGAAAAUGAUGUUAUUUUAUCUCUUUACUGAAGCUCAACAGCAAUAAAGAUAAUAGAUAAACAACAAAGAAUAAAGAUAAUAAAGAUUUUUCGUUGAACAGUGACAAUAAAAGGCUUUUCUAUUCUUUAAGCUGUUUUAUGCAGAUUACUUGGAAGCAGAUUAUGAGUGAUGGGUUCAGAAGAGAAUGGAACAGACCAAACUAGAAACAUCCUUUAUUGUUAAACACUGAGGAUAUCCACUUUACCAAGGAAAGUAGUGUUUUUUGUUUUUGUUUUUAAAAAAGAGUCUCUAUUAAUGCACAUGCAUUACAUUAUAAAACACAUGUUCAACACAUUCUUCAGUUGCAAUUUUCGCCUGUUUUCUGAUAUCAAAAUUUAGCCUUUCAAGUUAUUUUUAGCAAAUUAAUCAACAUAAGCUAACACACAUGCAUGUUCACAUAGACACACAUCACAUCAGACAUGUGCAGGUGUGCAGUCAGGGACAUGUGAGGAGGUGGCUCCUCUCUUAUAAGGAUGGGAAAGGAACAGUCACUCCCACAGACACAUUGUUACAGAAGACUUCAGGGGGGUUCGCUCUCAUUACACAGAGGUGACACCAGUAACUAUCUGCACUACUCAAGAGGAGCCUAAAAAAUCCCAACUGUAGAGAAGGACAUGGAGGAGAAGGGCUCGCAAUCUCUGGAGUAUUUUGUGAAGAGGGAGGUUCUGGAUGAGUUAUGCCUGGAUGAAGUGGCUCAAAAAGGGACUUGGUCCACUAAACCAACACUGGGCGAUCGGGUGAAAGAUUCCCUAAGAUGUUCGGUGCCCAGGCUGAAACACAUACUUCUAACCUGGAUCCCUGUUCUCAGCUGGUUGCCUCGUUACUCCAUCAGAGAAAAUGCCUUAGGAGACCUGAUUUCUGGCUGCAGUGUCGGCAUCAUGCAUCUGCCGCAGGGCAUGGCAUAUGCUCUUCUGGCUUCCUUGAGACCAGUGUAUGGCCUUUACACCUCCCUCUUCCCUGUGCUGGUCUACUUCAUCUUUGGUACAUCCAGACACAUUUCUAUAGGCACAUUUGCUGUGAUCAGCAUCAUGGUCGGGAGUGUGACAGAAAGGCUGGCUCCUGACAGUAACUUUAUUGUGAAUGGCACUAAUGGGACGGAAACUGUGGACAUCGAUACACGCGAUGCUUACAGAGUACAGGUCGCAUGUGCCCUCACAGUCUUGGCGGGACUCUUUCAGAUCCUGUUGGGUGUGGUGAGGUUUGGCUUCGUGGUCACCUACCUCUCUGAGCCCCUCAUCCGCGGCUACACCACAGGAUCGGCGUGCCAUGUGUGCGUCUCCCAGCUCAAGUACCUGUUUGGAGUCUCACCGUCUCGCUUCACUGGCCCUCUCUCCCUCGUUUACACUGUGUUGGAGAUUUGCAGCCUGCUGCCGCAGACUCAGGUGCCAGAGCUGGUGGUCAGCCUGGUGGCACUCGCUGUUCUCAUUGUGGUCAAAGAAAUCAAUGACUGCUACCGACAGAAGCUGCCGCUGCCUAUUCCAAUAGAGCUCAUAGUUGUCAUAGCAGCAACAGUCAUUACACACUUCUGUGACCUUCCUAGUAAAUACAACAUUGAUGUGGUUGGAGAAAUUCCCAGUGGGCUCAAGGCCCCUAGUGCUCCAGAUACCACUUUUUUCUCAAGCGUUAUAGGAGAUGCUUUUGCUGUGGCCAUUGUGGGCUUUGCCAUCAACAUUUCUCUGGGCAAAACAUUUGGCCUCAAAUAUGGCUACAAGGUGGACAGCAACCAGGAGCUCGUCGCUGUGGGUCUCAGUAACACCAUUGGUGGAUUUUUUCACUGUUACUGUGUGACUUCCUCAUUGUCACGGAGCCUCGUCCAGGAGAGCACAGGGGGCAAGACACAAGUUGCGGGGGUGAUUUCCUCCAUCAUUGUGCUGAUCACAGUUUUGAAAAUAGGUCCUCUCUUUGAAGAUCUCCCCAAGGCCGUCUUAUCCACAAUCGUGUUUGUGAAUUUGAAAGGAAUGUUUAAGCAGUUCAUGGACGUCCCUUUGCUGUGGAAGACCAACAAGGUUGACUUGCUGGUGUGGCUCGUAACAUUCAUAAGCACCGUCGUGCUCAACUUGGACAUGGGCCUGGCUGUCGCUAUUGCAUUUUCCAUGCUUACUUUCAUCUUCAGAACACAACUACCACGCUACUCAAUCUUGGGCAACUUACCAGGCACUGAACUUUAUCUGGACACAGACACCUACAAGGAGGUGAAAGAGAUUCCAGGAAUUAAAAUCUUCCGUUCAUCUGCAACUAUCUACUACACAAAUGCCGAGAUGUUCUUGGACACCCUGCAGGAGAAGAGUGGAAUCGAGAUUGGGAAGCUGCUAUCAGCAAAGAAGAAACGAGAUGCAAAGCAGAAGCGUAAACAAGAGAAAGAGAAAAAGAAAACCAAGAAGGAGGCAAAAAAACAAGAGUCCCAGAUGAACAUAGAAAACAUCUCUGAAAGAACAAAAGGAGAGAGAAACGGGACUAGUGUGGCCUUCAGCAUGACAGAAACAGCUACAGAUGGCCUUCAUAAAGGCCAAGUGAACUUGGCUUACCAACCAGACAUAACCAUGUCAGAUUCAGACUCAGAUGCAGGUUAUGACCACAUCACAGAGUUUUCUGGGCACGGCGAUGAAGCGAAAGAACAGGCCUGCGAUUCGGGCACACACAGCAUCAUCUUGGACAUUUCCACAACCAGCUUUGUGGACACAGUCACUGUGAAGACACUGAAAAAUAUUUUCAGGGACUUUGGACAAGUUGAUUUGGACAUCUGCUUAGCAGGCUGCCAAGCUUGUGUCGUGGAACAGCUGGAAGCGGCGGAUUUCUUUUCAGCAUCCAUCCCAAAGACCCGGCUGUUUAUCACCGUCCACGAUGCGGUGCUUUAUAUUCUCAAGAAACGGGGGAAGGCGGAUUUUGUGCUUGAUGUGUCCCGCAACACCCAGAUGUGACCAGCAGGGGUCAGAUUCACUCAAAUUUAGCCAUCUUCCUCCUCCUCUUUUCAGGGUGCUUUCUGUUUCAUCACUCACCAUCGUCUCCUCCCCUUUCAGUAAAGGGAGAAUGCACCACCUUGACAUGGCGCCCAGUUGCCAUGGAAACAUAGGGAGCGGUUGCUGUGGCAACAGGCUUUUUAUCAUAUCCUCUAAUGAGAUAGACAGCAAGACGUCACUGCAGCUCUCUCACACUGUGGUGCAUGCAAGGGACAGGGAAGGGGCGGGGGUUUAGUGGGAGAGUGUAACAGCGGGCUAAUAGGAGUCUGUAUUUAUAGCCAGUGUGAGAGAGCAGAGUGUGAGAAAGAAAGGUUGACCCCAGAGGGACACUCAUAUGUGAGGCGUGCGUCUACCAGUUUAUAUUUUUAAAAGACAACAAAAGCCAAAAGUCUCCCACGCAUAAUCAAUAAAAUCUAAACAGUGUUACUGUUUGGCUGUGCCCCCCCCCCCACCUCCUAAGCCUUAAUUCUUACAGUACCCCUUCCCAAAGCCCGCAGUAAUGAGCUGAAUGGCAUGCAGUGUAAUCGCUGAUACAUUUUAGAGUAACAAAAUGUGUGUCUAUUUAUAGUCAUUAUUUACAUGUGUGGUUCCUCUGACAUCUUGAGCUCCCUUCUAUUUUUGGGCUUGGGUGUCAUCUGCUAUUGCUCCUAUCAGAAGCUAAACAGUGCGCCUGUUUAGAAGCUAAACGAGAAUAUGAUUUGCUGUCUGUGUACUGAUAACUGCCUGCUUUUUUUCCCUCAUCUUUUACCUUUUAACUUUCAAAAAUCCAUCAAGGGACUUUAUUUGGUAGUGCACAAAUGUUAAGACAGCGUACAAUGUGUAUUUAUGUGUAAACUUUAAAACAGAUAUGUUUAAGAUGACUCUUAAUGAGGUGCUAACAAAAUAAAUGAUGAGCCUGCAGGAACACUGAUAAAAGGUCUAUGAGCUAUUUUUUUACUACUUGGAUGUUAACCAGGGGUAAGUGUUCAGGACUGCAGUAAACCUGUUUCUACUUAUAUUCACUGAUUUGAACUUUAAU